Molecule: messenger RNA, 1589 nt
Organism: Salvia miltiorrhiza (redroot sage)
Lineage: Eukaryota; Viridiplantae; Streptophyta; Magnoliopsida; Lamiales; Lamiaceae
Product: putative glucose-6-phosphate 1-epimerase
Exons: 9
Coding region: 292-1260 (322 amino acids)
Biological process (GO): carbohydrate metabolic process
Molecular function (GO): carbohydrate binding; isomerase activity
Source: RefSeq, a predicted model, not a curated record
CAGAAGAAAGAAAACAGAAAAGAAAAAGAAAAAGACAAGUGGACUUACUUGCCGUGAAUAAGACUGGGCUACCGAUAAAGCGGAGCCCCACGCGACCACUACCCUCUCUCAAAAAGCGAAAGUACAAAAUCUAAAUAUAAACACCAAAACUUAAUACUUCCAUUUGCGGUUACAUAAAUUUCUUCACUAAUGAGGCUUUGCUGCUAAAGGAAAAUUGAGAGAAUCAAUAUUCCACUGCACGCACCUUCACUGCCCUUUUUGUUCCCGGAGCUCCAUCAGUGACGUCACGAUAUGUCAUCGGCAGCGGCGGCGGCGGCGGCGAACGAGAAGCCUCCGGUGCAAAUAUGCAAGGGAAUCAACGGCCUCGAGAAGGUCGUUCUCCGCGACUUCCGCGGCAGCUCCGUCGAGAUAUAUCUUUAUGGUGCUCAUGUAACAUCGUGGAAGAACGAGCACGGAGAGGAGUUGCUUUUUGUUAGUAGUAAGGCCAUCUUCAAACCUCCAAAGGCAAUCCGUGGAGGCAUCCCUAUAUGCUUCCCGCAGUUCUCUAACUUUGGACCACUUGAGGCUCAUGGAUUUGCUAGGAACAGGUUCUGGUCCAUUGACCCUUCUCCACCUCCAUUUCCUGUCAAUUCGUCGAACAAGACAUAUGUAGACUUGCUUUUGAAGCCCACUGAAGAGGACAUGAAAAUCUGGUCUCAUAGUUUUGAGUUCCGCCUACGGGUAACUCUGGGACCUGCUGGAGAUCUGAUGUUGACUUCCCGUAUCAGAAACACCAACCCUGAUGGAAAACCUUUUACAUUCACAUUUGCUUAUCAUACCUACUUCUCUGUUUCUGAUAUCAGUGAAGUACGUGUUGAAGGAUUGGAGACACUGGAUUAUCUGGAUAAUUUGCAAAAUAGACAGCGAUUUACUGAACAAGGGGAUGCAAUCACUUUUGAGUCAGAAGUGGACAAGAUAUAUCUGAGCACACCUACAAAGAUUGCAAUUUUGGACCAUGAGAAGAAGCGAACCUUUGUCAUUCGUAAAGAUGGUCUUCCUGAUGCUGUUGUCUGGAAUCCUUGGGAUAAGAAGGCAAAAUCAAUGGCUGACUUUGGAGAUGAUGAGUAUAAGCAUAUGCUGUGCAUUGAGGCAGCUGCAAUCGAGAAACCUAUCACUUUGAAGCCUGGUGAAGAGUGGAAAGGAAGGCAAGAACUUUCUGCUGUGCCUUCAAGUUAUUGCAGUGGGCAGCUUGAUCCUCGAAGAGUCCUCCAAGGCAGCUAAAAGUUCUCAUAUGCUUAUGUACAGGUGGUUGACUGCAAUAUUGGGAGGUGUAAGGGUGCGCCAUCGAUAUCUGUUCAAGACCUCUUUUAUCGUCUUGUCCUUAUUACAAUAAUAUAUCUGAUUUCACCUUGAUGAACUGCGCUGUUUGGGCAUAUACUUGUCAAGUAACUACUGUCGUUUUGGUUGGGCAUGCGAUACCAUAUCAAGUGUAAUCAAGAAGCAUUGCCUUUGCCUAUAUACAACCAGAUGAUUUUGAGUGUUGAAAUGAUUCUUUGCUCAAGUGUCAUAUAAAGGAAUCCUCUAGGUAUGGAUUCAAGUUCAACUAUAAA